This is a messenger RNA of Ostertagia ostertagi, 384 nucleotides long. The record is from the annotation of a GenBank genome assembly. NCBI's taxonomy places the organism in Eukaryota, Metazoa, Nematoda, Chromadorea, Rhabditida, Trichostrongylidae.
ACGGAGAAUACGCGAACUGGCAGUGUCGAUACGCAGUUGAGUAACACAAAAAGAGAUGACGUCGACGAACGGCGUGUAGACAACGCAGUGAUAAGUAGCCCGAAUAGUUCUCCAGUCCGUUACAGAGGUCUUGAUCCGGACAAAGUACUCGAUGCGUAUGGUUUUGGAAGGUAUCAGUUUUUCGGUUAUUUCCUCUCAGAGGGCUUGAACCUCUUUUAUUCGGCGGCUAUGUACGUGAUGCCUUAUGUGACACCUAACCCCGUACUCGGAUGUACGUAUAAGAAUGAUUCUAUACCUGUUGAUGAAAGCUGUAAAAUAGCAUUGGACAGCGAAGGUUCGCCGAGUGGAGUAUGCGGUGUAGCAUCAGGAACAAUUCUCACGUAA